UUGUUUCUGGCCUGGGGACGAGCAGGGAAGGUUUUUAUGAGCAGCUGGAUUGUGUGCAGUUUGAGUUGAUGGUAUUGGACCCGACUUGCGGAUUAUUACUGAAGAGCAUGAGGGUUGGAAAAUCUGCUCGAUCGAUCAAACACUCGCCAGGUUUACAGUUGGAGAAAACCACCAUCUCACCUUGAUCAGUCGAACCAUGGGUCUCAACUCCUCCAAACUAUCCCGAUCAACUGCAACCGCCGUAGCUCAGAAGAAUGUUAAACCAACACCUACGAAAUCGGCCACGAGUGGUGUGAGUUUCACCAAAACGAAUGAAAUCAAGCAGGAUGGCUUUGAUCCUCACCUCGGUCACAUGUUGAACAAGUUAGGCCCAGUCCAAGUACCCAAGUUAUCGACAAAUUUCCAUCCGAAAGAUAACAUGUUAAGGAUCUUAGAGAACAGGGGAAAUUAUUCCUCCGAUCGUACAAAUGAACACGAGCUAUCAUCAUCACCUUCCAACACACAAGACCCGACCAGGAAACGUGAAACGAGAUUGGACUUAACGACGAUCGUAGAAUUGAUUAGACGACAUCAUAUCCAACAAGGAAGUAUCGAUCCAUCAUUCUCCAAUUUCGAUCAAGAAGAUUUGGAAAAGCUAUCGAAAAACAUCGACCCAGAUACUUAUCAGUACUUAAUUCGACAUUUCCAUCCGAUCGAUAAUGUCAAAUUGGUCAAGAAUCCCAAUCCAAACCAACGUGAUGAACCUAUCAAAAUGGCUUAUUGGUCUCGACCGCUACCCCAAACAUCCAAGUCAAUGUAACCUAUAAAAUGAAUGUAUUUUUCUCCUACCAGCCUAGACCUGACGUUUUUAAAUGAACACAAAUCGGAUUUCACAAUCCCAGAGCUCAUCAAGCUUGCUCAAUCUACAUUGUAUAUAUACCCAGCCUUUUACACCAACGAUGUUACAGCUGAU
Molecule: messenger RNA, 952 nt
Organism: Puccinia graminis f. sp. tritici CRL 75-36-700-3
Lineage: Eukaryota; Fungi; Basidiomycota; Pucciniomycetes; Pucciniales; Pucciniaceae
Exons: 4
Coding region: 197-799 (200 amino acids)
Source: RefSeq, a predicted model, not a curated record